UGCCACGGCAAGGACGACCAACGACCGAUCGCAAGUGUUACCCGCUAAGUACGCCCAGCUGGGGAACGCGUCAGCUUUGUCCCUCCCUUCUCUUUCAUGAAUAAAGUCUUCUGUCGGGUGCAGUUCCCCAAGGUUCUCGGUUUUGGAAUCACAACGUCUCUCGACCGGACUUCCACGACCUUGAACUUUCAACAAGCAAGAAACCUGUCAUUUCAUCACAACAGCUCGAAUCGCCGCAUUGGAAGUCGCGCUUCUCAGUCUGUCCACAAUGUCGUCUGCCACUCCCAUUCCCGUCGCCAGCCUCGGUGCCAACCCGGAUGUGGCCAAAGAGAUCCAGAACCUCCUUCUACCGGAGUAUGACGUCGUACACAUGUGCAUGGACGGCAAGUCCGCCAUUACCGAGCUGCCCCCGCUGUGCGGCGGCAACACGGCCACGGCGCCCUCCUCAGGCCUGGGAUCCAACGUCGACAGGGAGGCAGCCGAGCGCAAGGUGCCCAAGGUGGUCAUCUUCGGCGGCGCUGUCACGGACGACGAAGCCAAGUCUGUGUCGGAAGCGGUGGCUGUCCUGGCGCCGCAGGUGAAGAUGGUCCGCGUCACGAAGGACGAUAUUUCGGCGGCGGGAUCUGCGGGCCCCAACCCGGAGGUUAUUGUCAAGGUGCUGAGAGAGAAGUUGGGCAAGCUGAUCCAAGGUGGAGAGAUCUAAAUCCCGGAUGGGUCAUGCCAAGGCCGAAAGGUGCCCAGUUCCCAAAGGAAGUCCAGGAGGGGUUCGAUCAUCUGAGGGAUGAGGGAGGGAGAUAAGAGCUGCAGUGAUAGUCUGCUUUUGCUAGGGUUGCUUCGCGAAACCAGACUUUGUUUCCUGGACCGAUCAUUUGUUGACCUAGAUUAAGACACGGUAAGGUGUCUAUUGGCUAAAGUGACUAAAGCGACCACG
This is a messenger RNA of Chaetomium strumarium, 931 nucleotides long. RefSeq lists its product as uncharacterized. Lineage: Eukaryota; Fungi; Ascomycota; Sordariomycetes; Sordariales; Chaetomiaceae. The record is from RefSeq and is a predicted model, not a curated record. The coding region runs from base 269 to 703 and encodes 144 amino acids. The transcript has 2 exons.